UUCUAUGAGCGGCUGAGCGGCCUUGGGGUCGUUGCCGGCGCCGCCAUCAUUAACUCUUUGUCACCGCGGUCAGGGAGACAUGUCUGAGUCGCCUGACGCCCGCAGCCUACUGUCCUCGUCUUCCCAGCUAAACCUGACCGACAUUGACGGGAUUGACGACAAGGAGUUUGAUAUUCCCCAGGUUGAUACUCCACCUACUCUCGAAAGCAUACUCAAUGAGGCAGAAGAUGAAGAAGAAUUGUUUAUAUUGGAGGACCCGGCAUUGCUGAAUACCGAUAACAUUGAUGCACACUCGAUUGAGACCUCGUCUCUUGCCAGCUCAGAUAGUGGGGACCGAACGCACUUAAGACGAAGGAAAAAAGUGACAGAGGCCACCUCAUCCAUUCAUGGUUCAGUGGUUCGGCAAUCAAUUCUUAAAGGAGUUUCUGCACAGAUUGUGUCUGCCGCAGACAGAGUCGAUGCAGGUUUACCCACUGCUGUUGUUGUGUCGAAUGUAAUAGCAGUGGGAACAUCACAUGGAUUGGCACUCAUAUUUGGAAAAGAUCCGAACCAGGCACUGCGGCUGUGCCUGGGCAGCACAUCAGUAGGCGCUCAAUAUGGAGCGGUGUCUGCACUUAGCAUUAACAGUGACUGCACUCGGCUACUCUGUGGGUUCGCCAAAGGGCAGAUUACUAUGUGGGACCUGGCGAAUGGCAAGCUGUUGAGGACAAUAAUGGAUGCCCACCCACCAGGAACAGCUAUCCUGCACAUAAAGUUCACCGAUGACCCAACAGUAGCCAUAUGUAAUGACAGUGGAGGCUCGGUGUUUGAACUCACUUUCAAGAGAGUGAUGGGAACGAGGACGUGUGAGUCUCGCUGUUUGUUCAGCGGAGCCAAAGGAGAGGUUUGCUGCAUUCAACCCUUACUAGUAAAGGCAGAGCUGAGAGAUCAUCCGAUUACACAAUAUGGACUAUUGGCAAUGGCUUCUUUAACAAAGGUAUUGGUGAUUGGAUUGAAGCCCUCUCUUAAAGUCUGGCUGACAUUUCCAUAUGGAAAGACAAAUCCAGCAAGCGUUCCCCUUUUAUCCUGGCAUUUCAUUGCAGUGCAGAACGCAGUGACUCCCAUGCUCGCCUUUUGUAGAGGAGGCACCAUCCACUUUCUUCUGGUAAAGAAGGAUGAAUCUGGAGCUGUACACGUGAGCAAACAGAAACAACUGCAUCUGAGCUAUGAACUGAUCAAUUUAACGUGGAUCAAUUCUCGGACGUUAGCUCUUCUGGAUAGUGCAGAGAAGUUGCACGUGGUGGAUCGUCACAGUCAGGAGGAGCUGGAGAUGGUGGACAUGGCAGAAGUUCAGCUUGUCUACAACAGCAGCCACUUCAAGUCUCUGGCUACUGGUGGGAAUGUCAGCCAGGCUCUGGCACUGGUCGGAGAAAAGGCAUGUUACCAGUCAGUCGGCAGUUACGGAGCACAAAUCAUCUAUCUGGGAACUAAGUCCGUUCACAUUAUUACUCUGAGGACCUGGCGAGAGAGGAUGGAUUGCCUUUUGAAACAGGAGAGAUUCACCGAGGUGCUGGCUCUGGCCUGGUCCUUCCAUGAGGGAAAAGCCAAGGCAGUAGUUGGGUUGUUCGGAGACCAGAGCAAGCGACAGGGUGUCAUAGCUGACCGGAUGGUAGAAAUUCUGAUUCAGUUUGCAGACCGAGCUCUGAGGAAGUGUCCUGAUCAGGGCAAAAUUCAGGUCAUGGAGCAGCAUUUCCAGGACAUGGUGCCUGUCAUGGUUGAUUAUUGUCUUCUGCUCGAUCGCACAGAUCUUCUAUUCGGCCAGAUCUACAGUAAAUUGAGCGAGAUCUCAGUGGCGAAGGGAGUAUUCAUUGAGUGCCUGGAGCCCUACGUUUUGACUGACAAGCUAACCAGCAUCACACCUCAGGUGAUGAAGGAUAUGCUCAUUCACUUUCAGGACAAGGGCAUGAUGGAGACUAUUGAGGCCUGCAUAGUGCACAUGGAUGUGACUAGCUUAGAUAUUCAGCAGGUGGUCGGGAUGUGCUGGGAACACCACCUGCACGAUGCCAUGAUCUACGUGUACAACAGAGGAAUGAAUGACUACAUCAUGCCAAUGGAGAAAUUGUUCCAGAUUAUUGGACCCUCUCUCAGGGCUGGUAAAUCACUCUCAGGUAUAAAGCUCAUCGCUUCCAGUUGGUUUGAUGAACAAGUGAUCAUGGGCAAUAAAUUGCUGGUGUAUAUUAGCUGCUGCCUUGCUGGCCGAGCCUACCCUCUGGGUAAUAUUCCUGAGGACCUGGUACCACUGGUCAAGAAUCAGGUGUUUGAAUUUCUGAUCCGCUUACACUCCACUGAAGUAGCUCCUGACGAGGAGAUCUACCCUCAUAUCCGAACACUCCUUCACUUCGAUACCCGGGAGUUCCUCAAUGUAUUGGCCCUGACCUUUGAAAACUUUCAGAGUGACAAGCAAGCAGUGGAGCAUCAACAGAGGAUUGUGGACAUCCUGCUGAAGGUGAUGGUGGAGAAUUCAGACUUCACUCCGUCGCAGGUUGGGUGUCUCUUCACCUUCCUGGCCCGGCAGCUGGCAAAGCCCGACAAUACACUUUUUGUCAACCGGAAGCUUUUUGACCAGGUACUUGAAUUUUUGUGUAGCCCUGAUGAUGAGUCUCGACAUGCUGAAAGGCAACAGGUCCUUCUGGAGCUGCUUCAGGCUGGUGGUGUUGUGCAAUUUGAUGAGAACAGGCUGGUCACUAUGGCUGAGAAAGCUGCAUUUUACCAAGUGUGUGAGUUUAUGUAUGAAAAGCAGCAACUGUACGACAAGAUUAUUUUCUGCUACUUGAACGACCCAGUCAGGAAGGAGGAAAUUUUCAAUUACGUGCACAAUAUGUUAUCCAUACCUGGGUACAGUGCUGAGGACAAAGCGUCAGUGUGGAGUAAAACCAUAGAACACAGCAAGGACCUGGUGGCUAUAAAUCCUUCAAAAGCGGCAGAACUGGUUGCAACCCAUUUCACUACAGAGCUCGGGUCCAUCCUGGAGAAGUUAGAGGAUCAACAUUUACUCUUUUUAUUACUGCAGAAUCUACUAAAUCCUACGGAUGGAGGGCAGGUGAAUCGCGAGCUGCAAAGGAAUCCCCAAAUCCAUGAGAAGUACAUUGACCUCUUGUGCCAGUUCCAACCAGAUCGCAUCCCAGAUUUCCUGAGGUUAUCAGAGCAUUACCGGCUAGAAGAAGCCACUCAGAUUACAAAGAGACAUCAGCUUCAUGAAGCCACAGCCUACCUGCUGGAAAAGAAGGGAGAUGUGCAUGGAGCUUUUCAAGUCUUGCUGGAGAUUUUGAAGCGUAAGCUGUCUUUACUUACAGAGAAUGAAGGAGAGCACAGUGAAGAGCUGGUACAAGCUACAGAAAGCACGUUGGAGGAAACCAUUGGUUUGUGUCAACGAAAUUCACACAGCCUGAAUCAGCAGCAGCGAGAGGCCCUAUGGUUUCCCUUGCUCGAGGCUGUUAUGUCAACGCAAAAACUAUUGAAAGAUGGAUCAUCCAGCCCAGCCUUCGAAUCUUUGAAGCACUUGACAAAGCAAGUUCUGAACAGCAUGACAGGAUUCAUAGCGCUUCCAUCCAUCUUGCAACGAAUUUUACAGGAUCCAAUGUACGGGAAAGGGAAACUGGGAGAAAUCCAGGGCCUAAUACUGGGAAUGUUGGACACGUUCAAUUAUGAACAGACGCUGCUGGAGACCACAACCAACCUCCUGAACCAUGAUCUGCACUGGUCGCUCUCCAACCUGCGUGCUGCUGUCAGCCGGGGCCUGAACCCCAAACAAGAGCACUGCGGCAUCUGUCUGCAGCAGUACAAGAGGAGGCAGGAGGGCACAGAGGAGGUCAUCGUGUUCAGCUGUGGCCAUAUCUACCAUUCGCAGUGUCUCCACAACAAGAACUGCGGCGUGCAGACCGAUGGCCAGACCAGAUGGUUAUGCUACAAGUGUAACUCUAGUAACAAAGGAGGACGACACAGAGACAUGGGGUCAGAAGUUAACAGGGGCAGAAGCACUUCCCUUGCACAGAUUAAAGUGACUUCUGCCUAUUACUCCACCAGCCGGGAUUCCGAUAAUAAAAAGCCCACAGAGAUGACUCUGGACCUGCAGCAACUACAAGCCUUCGAUGAGCUCCGCCGCCUGUACAGAGGCCCCUCCAGGCUUGCAAUUCUGACCGAACUCUCCCGGAACCGAGGCGGCAACAAGCAGGGGCUGCUCCACGCCACCUCCACCCACUCCAUCACCAACAGCAUCUUUCAGAACGAGAACUUCCAGCUUCGUCUCUCCCCCCCUCCCCUCGCCGAGGAGUAAACGCAGCCCUUUUCACCCAGGAAACAGACUGCAAACUAUGAACAUAGGAAGCAGUUUGCUUCGUAACUUAAAAGCAACUUAAAAGUAAUAAUUAUUCUUACCAAUGUUAUCUGCUCUUAAAUAAUAAACUGUGCCCAGUGU
This is a messenger RNA of Callorhinchus milii (elephant shark), 4453 nucleotides long. It is a transcript of the gene vps8, whose product is annotated as VPS8 subunit of CORVET complex. Gene Ontology annotation, cellular component: late endosome; CORVET complex; early endosome. Bases 80 to 4312 code for a protein of 1410 amino acids. The record is from RefSeq and is a predicted model, not a curated record. Gene Ontology annotation, molecular function: protein binding. Gene Ontology annotation, biological process: protein targeting to vacuole; vesicle-mediated transport; endosomal vesicle fusion. NCBI's taxonomy places the organism in Eukaryota, Metazoa, Chordata, Chondrichthyes, Chimaeriformes, Callorhinchidae. The transcript is spliced from 47 exons.